CAGUGGAUCCAAUGAGGUGACGCCGCGUUCGGGGCCCGACUGCUGAGAGCAAGCCGGUGAUAAGGGGAACUCGAAACUACCAAGGGUGACAACAAAGAGGCUCAGCAUUAAGGUAAAACCGGUACAACCGAGUUGGAACCAGCCCAGGAAAGUACAGUCUGUUGGUAGCCCCUUCACGGUUUCAUUUGUCCCGGCUGAGGAAAGCUCAUCAUGGGGGGGAGGAAGCUGGCGCUGAUUGCUCUCUUUUGCCUUGUUCUGGCAAAGUUGCCUUCUCACACAGUGACUGUAGCUGUCAUGUCAGUGGACCUGGGCAGUGAGUGGAUGAAAGUGGCGAUAGUGAAACCUGGUGUGCCGAUGGAGAUUGUUCUCAACAAGGAGUCAAGGAGGAAAACACCCACAGCUGUAUGUCUCAAAGAAAAUGAAAGACUUCUUGGAGAUAAUGCGUUAGGAUGGUCUGUGAAGAACCCAAAAACUGUUUAUAGACACCUCCAAAGCCUCCUGGGCAAAAAGCACGACAACCCCCAGGUGGCGCUCUACCAGAAACGUUUCCCUGAGCACCAGCUGCAGGAGGACCCAGUCAGAGGCACAGUUUACUUUAAAAACUCAGAAGAAAUGCAGUACACACCUGAGGAGCUCCUCGGGAUGGUGCUCAAUUAUUCCCGUGCACUGGCUCAGGACUUCGCAGAACAACCAAUCAAAGAUGCAGUGAUCACAGUCCCAGCCUUUUUCAAUCAGGCAGAGCGCAGGGCAGUCCUGCAGGCUGCACAGAUGGCAGGUCUAAAGGUUCUUCAGCUAAUCAACGACAACACAGCCGUGGCCUUGAACUAUGGGGUGUUCAGGAGGAAAGAUAUUGACAACACAGCUAAGAAUGUGAUGUUUUAUGAUAUGGGCUCAGGCAGCACAACUGCCACCAUCGUCUCUUAUCAAACAGUCAAAACCAAGGAGUCCGGAACCCAGCCCCAGUUACAGAUCAGAGGUGUUGGGUUUGACCGUGGAUUGGGGGGCUUUGAGAUGGACAUACGACUCCAGGACCACCUGGCCAAACUGUUCAACGGGCAAAAGAAGAGCAAGAAAGAUGUAAGGGAGAACCACCGGGCAAUGGCCAAGCUCCUCAAAGAGGCCCAGAGGCUCAAGACGGUGCUUAGUGCAAAUAUGGACUUCAUGGCCCAGGUGGAAGGUUUGAUGGAUGACAUUGACUUCAAAGCUAAGGUGACCAGGACUGACUUUGAAGAGCUGUGUGCUGAUCUUUUCGAAAGAGUGCCUCGCCCGGUGCAGGAUGCCCUCACAGCUGCAGAAAUGAAGCUGGAUGAAAUUGAGCAGGUGAUUUUAGUAGGUGGCUCCACGCGUGUCCCCAAGGUUCAGGAAGUGCUGCUUAAAGCUGUGGGCAAAGAGGAGCUGGGGAAGAACAUCAAUGCAGACGAGGCGGCAGCCAUGGGUGCUGUGUACCAGGCUGCUGCCCUCAGCAAGGCCUUCAAGGUCAAACCAUUCCUGGUUCGAGACGCAGCUGUCUUUCCCAUUCAGGUUGAGUUCACCCGCGAGACUGAGGAAGAAGGUGUAAAAACACUGAAACACAAUAAACGGAUCCUCUUCCAGAGGAUGGCGCCCUACCCCCAGCGCAAGGUCAUUACAUUUAACCGCUACAGCGAUGACUUCGCUUUCGACAUCAACUACGGCGACCUCAGCUUCCUGAGUCAGGAUGACAUCAGUGUGUUUGGCUCUCUGAACCUGACCACUGUCAAACUGUCUGGAGUAGGCAGCAGCUUCCAGAAGCAUGCAGAUGCAGAGUCAAAAGGCAUCAAAGCCCAUUUUAACAUGGAUGAAAGUGGAGUGCUCCUGCUGGAUCGGGUGGAGUCUGUCUUUGAAACUAUUGUGGAGGAGAAAGAAGAAGAGUCAACCUUAACUAAACUGGGAAACACAAUUUCCACCUUGUUUGGAGGAGGAUCUUCAGAACCAGCUCCAAAUGUAACUGAACCUGUCCAGGAUGAGGAGGAAGUGCCUCCAGAGUCUGAAAAGGAUGGCGAGGCCAAGAAGGAUGAGGCCCACAAGGAUGAGGCCCAGAAGGACGAGGUAGCCAAGGAGAAACAGGACGAUUCGGAGAAAGGUGCAGGUGAAGAGAAAAGUCAGGAGAAGACAGAGGAGGCAGGCAGCAAGACUGAUGCCAAGGAGGAAACGGACGGAGAGAAGUCUGGAAACACUGAGGCAGAGAAGGAUGUGGAAAAGAAGGCAAAACCUCAGAAAAAGAGCAAGAUCUCUGAAGACAUCGCAGUGGAACUCGUCAUCAAUGACAUCCUCGACCCUACUGCAGAUGAUGUCACUUCCUCGAAGAAGAAGUUGCAGGAUCUGACGGACAGAGACUUGGCCAAACAGGAAAGGGAAAAGACACUUAACAGUCUGGAAGCUUUUAUUUUUGAGACACAGGACAAGCUGUACCAGGACGACUACCAGCUGGUGGUGUCAGAGGAGGAGAAAGAGCAGAUCUCUGCCAAGCUGAGCGAGGUGUCUGAAUGGAUGGACGAGGAUGGCUACGCGGCCACCACAAAGCAGCUGAGAGAGAAGCUGUCUCAGCUGAAGAGCCUGUGCAAGGACAUGUUUUUCAGGGUGGAGGAGCGACGCAAAUUGCCAGACCGCCUGGCAGCCCUAGACAGCAUGCUAAACACCUCCAGCUUCUUCUUGAGGAGUGCUAGACUGAUUCCAGAAGAUGACCAAAUCUUCACUGAAGUUGAGCUGAAUAUGUUAGAAAAAGUGAUCAACGAAACAACGACGUGGAGGAAUGAGACGGUAGCCGAGCAAGAGAAACGCUCUCCAAAGGAGCGACCUGUCCUACUCUCCAAGGACAUAGAGUCCAAACUAGCUCUGCUGGAUCGAGAGGUCAACUACUUGCUCAACAAAGCCAAAUUUGCCAAGCCGAAGGCUAAAGCCAAAACCAAGAACAGCACCAGCUCUGAUAAAGGCAGCAAGGCCAACAACACGGCCGAGGAGAAGGUCAUCCCUCCCACAGAGGAGAGCACGGACACAAAGAGUGAAGGCCCAGAGGAGGUACCGCCUGGCGAAGCCCCGUCCACGGAGGAGAGCACUGUACACGCAGACCCGGACAGCCAAUCACAGCCCACAGAAGAAACAACAACUACAGGACCAACAGAGAAGGCCCAACUUGAAAAUCACAUAGAGGAUGAAUUAUAACAGCUGGAACUGGGGGGGAAAUCACUAUUUAUUGACAGUGUAUAAAUGUUCUAGUUCCUUCUCAUUCUGUUUUUUUUUUUUUUUUUUUUUUUUUUCCUUUGGCACGGUUUAUUGAACUGCCAGAAGCUGAUUGGAUAAGGAUUAAAGACCAUUUAUCUUGUCCCUCUUCCUCUUCUGUGCUGUUCAUCUCUUUUCUUUCAUGGAUUCUGUAAGCAGCGGACACUUAAACAUCAUGGAGAAGCAGUUUAACAGAAGUAACUCCCCACACUGGUUCUGUGCUGUGAUAGUUUCAGACACAAUCCCUUCUCACGUCCAACAAAUGAUCACAUCAAUGCUGAUCCACAGGGACUUUUAAGCAAUGCUUGGCCGUAUUGAAGUAACUAUAUGGACAGUUCACAUGAGUGGUUUGUCAUUUCAUUUCCUGCUUUGUCCUUUGCACUGUAUCCUCAACCAUGGUGUUUUGCCAUUUGUCCUGACACCUGCUCCUUUACUGACGUUUCAUGGCCGCUGUGUAAGUGCACUACUUAAUGGUGUUGGCCACAGCGGAGGGUGAGAGGUGAUUUAGAGUACUUUGGGGGAUUUUUCAUACAUAUGAUUUUUUUUUUUUUGAUUUUUUUUUUUUUUGUUUGCUCCAAUCCAGAAUCUAUUUGGCCAUAUAAUUUGUGGGUAUAUAUGUUGAAAACAUGAUAAAAAGUGGGAGCAAACCUCAUGUACAUACAGUGUGUUUAAAGUACAGUCGGUUGAUUUAAAUGGAAAUUGAAAAACAUCUGUUGUAACUAUGAAUCUGUCCUCAUAACUAUUGAUGAGGCAGCGUUGUACAAUAUCAAUUUCAUCAUUGUCAUUUGCAGGGCAGAACUGCAGAAGUCUAAAAUUCAGGAAGGGGAGAUGAAAACAGUGUUGUUUCUAAACUGUUAAUAAAAAGAUCAUUUUGUUUUUA
This is a messenger RNA of Micropterus salmoides (largemouth bass), 4117 nucleotides long. RefSeq names its product hypoxia up-regulated 1 (gene hyou1). NCBI's taxonomy places the organism in Eukaryota, Metazoa, Chordata, Actinopteri, Centrarchiformes, Centrarchidae. The record is from RefSeq and is a predicted model, not a curated record. The transcript has 24 exons. The coding region runs from base 211 to 3180 and encodes 989 amino acids. Gene Ontology annotation, biological process: negative regulation of hypoxia-induced intrinsic apoptotic signaling pathway; endoplasmic reticulum unfolded protein response; cellular response to hypoxia. Gene Ontology annotation, molecular function: ATP-dependent protein folding chaperone; ATP binding. Gene Ontology annotation, cellular component: endoplasmic reticulum chaperone complex.